AUGUACAAGGAUGCUGACAGCAAUAUCCGUGGUACCCCAAACAGGAAACUACCCAAAUGCCCAUCCAUGGUAGAACAGACAAGAUGCAGUGGGCGGCACUGGUCCCACUACAUCCUCCUGGAACCUCACCACCCUGAAGCAGCAGAAUCCUUCGAUCGCAAGCUCAGCAGCAUCCUCACCGACAUCUCCAGCUCGCUGAGCUGCCAUGCGGGCUCCAAGGACUCGCCCACGCUGCCCGAGUCGUCCGUCACCGACCUGGGCUACUACAGUGCCCCCCAGCACGACUACUACUCGGGCCAGCCCUACGGCCAGACGGUGAACCCCUACACCUACCACCCCCAGUUCAACCUCAACGGGCUCGCGAGCACGGGCGCCUACUCGCCCAAGUCGGAAUAUACCUACGGGACCUCCUACCGGCAGUACGGGGGGUACCGGGAGCAGCCGCUGCCCGCCCAGGACCCAGGUGAGGACGCGGAGAAUGGGAGGCACCGGCGGGCUCCCGGGGAAAGGAAGGCGGGGAGCUGGAGCCGAGAUCUAGAGGCGCGUCGGCGACCCGACAGGGACGGCCCGGGGCGAGGGAAGGCGGGAGGCGGCCCCGGGAGGAAGCCCGGCUUUCCAGCCCCGGCACUGCGCGCGUCUGGGGCGCGCUGCUCGCUCCGGGCCCGGGCCUCGGAGGGAGAUCGGGGAGAGUUAGGAGGGAGUGGAAAGGGGCCGCGGGUUGUCGGGGAACAUCCUAAUGGAGGUGCUUUCGCGGGGAGCUCGGCAGACAGUCCUCCGUCUGGCUGCAGAGGGCUUGGGGGUGGGCAUCGGGGACAGCAAGCUCCAGGGACGCUGACCAUCUACUCCAGCUACCAGCUGGCCGCCCUGCAGCGCCGCUUCCAGAAGGCCCAGUACCUGGCGCUGCCCGAGCGCGCCGAGCUGGCCGCGCAGCUGGGCCUCACGCAGACACAGGUGAAAAUCUGGUUUCAGAACCGCCGCUCCAAAUUCAAGAAGCUCUACAAGAACGGGGAGGUGCCUCUGGAGCACAGCCCCAACAACAGCGACUCCAUGGCCUGCAACUCGCCUCCGUCACCCGCCCUCUGGGACACCUCCUCCCACUCCACUCCGGCCCCUGCCCGAAGCCAGCUGCCCCCGCCGCUCCCGUACAGUGCCUCCCCCAGCUACCUGGACGACCCCACCAACUCCUGGUACCACGCACAGAACCUGAGCGGACCCCACUUACAGCAGCAGCCGCCUCAGCCGGCCACCCUGCACCAUGCCUCGCCGGGGCCCCCGCCCAACCCUGGGGCUGUGUACUGAGCACCCACCUGGCCUGAACCUCCCACGAAGGACUCCCGGGACCAGACAGAAGGCGUCUCUGUCCUCGCCGACACUCAGGAAUCAUCGAGGAGCACCGGGGAAAGGGAAUGCCCCUUCCCCUGCCCUUGUCCCUUCCUCCAGGGACCCAAGAGCUCCAGAUGAAAUUUGCAUGGGCCACGGAUGUCCCCUGAACCUCUGUCCCCCUGCCUAGACACUGGGGUACCCUUCCAGAUGCUGGGACACCCCACUCCAGCCGGGACAGGUGGUCUCCUUCUGUCCCAGGGGCCUGGAUUGGCUUUACGUGGCUUGUCACCUUGCCGCCUCUGACACUUAGUGCUUGUUUCCCAGACUGGAGACCGUGGGGACUGGGGGACUGGGGAGUGUUUGCCGGUCGGGCCUGGUCUGGGACACCAGGCAUUGUGGGUGCCGGGGCCUGCCAGGCCUGGUUCCUCCUACGUGAACUGUGGCCCCCUUUUCCUGAGGAUCCCCGCUGCCAAAGAGACAUUGAACGUGGAGACUGGGGCUCAGGGUGGGACCCCAGCCAGCCCCCGCCCCGCACUUGCAGCCCUCAUUUAGGAUUUGAGGGUCAAAGCAAGGAAAGUGGAUAUUUUAAUAUUUGGGGCGUCAGAGGGAAGAACUCCAGGAGUCAUCUCCCUCCUCUCCCCGCUCUGGUUGGAGAGGAGCGGUGGGUCUUAGAAGUCUUUCCUAAGGACCCGUUUCUUCUUCUGUGUACAGGACUUUGCACAACUUUGGUUUUAAAAGCUGUUGAAAAAUAGGAAAACAAAGGGCAUUGUUAACAGAUAGGAUCAAUCUCCCCUCGGUAGGCACCUCUACCCUGCCCCCCCCAUCCUUUCCCCCCACCUCUUCCUCUCCCCCCACUCCACCUCUUCUCCUUCUCCAGUAAGCUGGCAGUUUUGGUGCCAAACCCCAAGUCUCCAAGGAGACAUACGAGGCAAGACAAACCCCAGAACACCCCCUUUCCGGUGGCCUUGGAAACGGAGUGCAUGGGGUGAGGUGCACAGGAGGGGGGGCGUUGUAGCUUGGUGCCUUGAGGGGUGAAGGGGUGGCUAUCAGAGGGCUGGUGGCACUGCCCCUCCUGGCCCAGACAUCGCCCCUGAGCUAACUUUCCUCCACCCCUGAUGUGGUCAACCUUUGCAGAAGAGGAGAGGUAGAAGACUGUAGCUAUAUAUAUAUAUAUAGUCUGUAUUUUUCUAAGAGCAACAGAAAGAAGCUGCCUCCUCCCUGUGUGGUUUCCUAUUUAUGUGGCCCUUUCCUCCUGGAUGUACCUGCCUGUGCAUUGUGAGCUGAGAGACACAGGGCUGGGCUCUGGCUGGAUUGGGGUUCGGUGGGGGGUGCAGAAAUGAGAAGAGAAAUGGUGGAUCUCCAAUAGUCCCACCCAGGGGGGCAGGAACGGAGCUAGCUCCCACUCCCUCCCAGCCUUCUCAUUUCUGCUUUCUUACUGGACCAUCUUUAUAUGUAAUGUUAAUAAAAAAGAAGGAAAUAA
This is a messenger RNA of Myotis davidii, 2803 nucleotides long. It is a transcript of the gene DLX3, whose product is annotated as distal-less homeobox 3. The record is from RefSeq and is a predicted model, not a curated record. Gene Ontology annotation, molecular function: DNA-binding transcription factor activity, RNA polymerase II-specific; RNA polymerase II cis-regulatory region sequence-specific DNA binding. Gene Ontology annotation, biological process: embryo development; regulation of transcription by RNA polymerase II; epithelial cell differentiation. Lineage: Eukaryota; Metazoa; Chordata; Mammalia; Chiroptera; Vespertilionidae. The transcript is spliced from 5 exons. The coding region runs from base 1 to 1299 and encodes 432 amino acids.